UACGUAUAUCCCUAUGCUCUUGUCGUUCCCAGUUUUAAGUGUAUCCAAGCACCCAAUGUGGUGUUCUCCGGAGGCCUUGGCGGUAAUAGUUACUUUAUGAUGGGGAUUUCGGGGCUACUACCGUUCAUCAAGGAUGCCUCAGAGGCCAUCAGCGUGAGAAAGUACAAAGGCCAGACUGUGGCAGUGGACACAUACUGUUGGCUCCACAAGGGGGCUUUCUCCUGCGCUGAUAAGCUGGCCAAGGGGGAACCUACUGACCGAUAUGUGACCUAUUGUAUGAAAUACGUUGAUAUGUUGCUGACCUUCGGAGUGAAGCCUAUUUUGGUGUUCGAUGGCUGCAAUCUGCCUUCAAAGGAGGAAGUGGAAAAGUCGCGCCGGGAGCAUCGACAGGCCAACCUGCAGAAAGGAAAGCAGUUGCUGCGUGAGGGACGUUUGACAGAAGCAGCAGAAUGUUUCACCCGCUGCAUCGCCAUCACCCACGACAUGGCCCGUGAUGUCAUCAAGGCCGCCAGGGCCCGGGAUGUGGACUGUGUGGUGGCGCCCUAUGAGGCAGAUGCCCAGCUGGCCUUCCUGAACAAGGCUGGAAUUGCCCAAGCUGUCAUCACAGAGGACUCGGACUUGCUGGCUUUUGGUUGUAAAAAUGUGAUUGUGAAGAUGGACAAGAACGGAAAUGGGCUGGAGAUCGACCAGAAGAAUCUGGGUCGGUGCCCGUCUCUAGGGGACAUGUUUACGGAGGAGAAGUUCCGCUACAUGUGUAUCCUCUCAGGCUGUGACUAUCUGCCCUCAAUCUAUGGGAUUGGUCUGAGCAAGGCCUGCAAGCUGAUCAAGAUGGCCAGAAACCCUGACAUCCUGAAGGUGAUCAGGAAGAUGGGCCAGUACCUGAAGAUGGACAUCAGGGUGCCAGAUGAGUAUGUUGAGGGUUUUGUCAAGGCCAACAACACCUUCCUCUACCAGCUAGUCUUUGACCCCCGCAGCCGGAAGGUGGUGCCUCUCAAUCCAUACCCGGACAACAUCGACCCUGCUUCCCUGAGCUACGCUGGGCGCAACAUAGGAGAUGAGAAGGGCCUGCAGCUGGCUCUGGGAAACCUGGAUCUUUUCACCAUGGAGGUUAUUGAUGACUUCAACCCCAACGCAAUGCAGACGGUCAAGCCCCGCAGCCACGGCUGGGAUGCCAGCAAGGUGAGGAGCCCCAGCAUCUGGAGCAAAGGCUACACCCCCAAGAGUCCCCUGUCCUCCCAGACCCUUGUCCUCAACCCGUCAGAGAAGUCGUCCACUAAGGGGAGGCCUCCAGCCAAGGAGCUGCAGGCCAAGAGACCCAGAGCAGAGUCUGCCAUUUCUGAGGAGGACUUGCUGCUACAAUAUUCCUGCCCCAGUCCGAAGGUUCUGAGACGGGCUAAAGCCCAGGCCCAGCCCACUGUUGGCACCCCCCAGCCAAGUCUCCACCGUAAUCGCUUUUCCACACUGCUGCAGAGGAGAAAUCAGGAGGACGAUUUUGGGGAUGAGGGAACCUGUAGCAGGUUCUUCGGCUCUAGCACUUUCACAGACAUCCCACAUCCUGUUGACGGGGCCCUGGUAGCUUCUCAGUGCACCCACGAUGGCCAGAAUGAAGGCCAGAGGGUAACCUGUGAGGAGUCUCAGGUUACAGGAGCUGAAGAGGACUCAUCGGACCUGCUUAGCUCCACACCUCCCAAGAGGGGUCAUUCUGGGGCAGUUGUAUUCAACCAGAUCCGGCUCUCCCCGCAUAAACCCCAGGAAGUGUCUCACAAGUGCCGAUUUUCACCACUUCAGAAGUUCCAGCACAGUAAAGAGAAUUUAUCUUGGGCUUCCCAGACACAGAGAACCCCCACUUUGCUUCCUCAGCAAUUAAAGCAGGAUGGUGAGAAGGCCGCAGACUCUCAACUCGCCUUCAGCAGCACUUAUUUCUCCCAGUCAAGCUGGCUCGGCGUUGAAAGGAAGCAGAGCCCCAUGCAGGACCUCAACGCAAGUGAAGACUCCAGUGACACCGAUGAGAAAAGACCCUUAGCCAAUGGAGCAAAGGUGUCAGGGCUGUCACGGGUCAGGAACACCAACAUGGGAUUUGCAGUGAAGAUAUGCCCCUUGGCACCUGCCCGGGUCAGCGGCCUACGCAAGAGGCCAGAUGCCAAAAGUAGCGGCAACAAGAAUGUGAUGGAACUUCAGCCUACCAUUAGCAGCUUGUGGAAGAACUUCAGCUACAGAAAAGUCAAAUGAACCAGCAGCAGCAACUGGUCCGGCUGUCUCCCAACCCCUAACUUCAGCAUCCCCUGAAUCAGCCCCUGCGCUCCCACAUGAAGAAGAAGACAAAUUACGGGUGUGGACAUGGAAUGGAGUUCAAUUGUCUGAUUGACUUAAAUAUAUGAGAAUGAUAGUCAAAAUACCAUAAAAGCGCAUGAUUUUAUGUAAAUUAAUAUGAAAAAAGUCUCAGCUGUGUUGGGGGCCCUGUCAAGAUUCUUUUCAUGGGGCCCAAAAUCCUUAGCAGCGCCCCUGCCUGUAACAUUCAACAUCAUAGUACUAUUUUUGUGCAGUCUGAGCAAAGUAAUUAAGAUUUGCCUAUAUCAGUAAAAUUAAAUAAAACAAUCAAGUAAAUAAGUAAAUAAAUUCUUGAAGGAUUCUUUAGGUAAACAAAGACAGUAUGGCUCUUGUCAAUCUCCAUAGUGCCUUCUUUAUUGUGGAAACCAAAAUGAACCUAUACUUCAGCUCUGUAUACCUUGGGAGCCGGUCUAACUCUUUCAGUUUCAGCCAUUGGUGGUAACGUUGCUAGUCAGCUAGGUUUGUUAUUGUUGUCAUGAGUGUUGCACCUUUACCUUACUUCGUGACUGUUUACAUUGUUAUGUUUGGGUGAAAGAGUCAAAUGGCUGAAGAUGUAUUACGACACUGCUAUCUAGCAGUAAGGAGAUAUAACAAAACACAAAAUGAGCCAGUCUGCCAUGAACUUUGCAUGGAAACUAUUAAAAAUUAAUAUAGUUCUCUUCAAUACAGAAUUGAUACAGUAUCACAAAACAUCAUGAUACUUAAGUGUAUUAUAUUUUGUUACACUCCUAGUUAGUACUGGCCUAGACUAGUAGUGUUCUUAAAGUGAGUUAAAAGCCACCUGUUUUCCUUUGACAUGAUGAGAGUAUGACAUGAAUGCUUAAACAUAAGGGAGGGACUCAGUUUUUGGUGGAGCUUUGCAGAUUGUCACUGGAAAUUGCUUAUCUAAGAAUGCGGA
Messenger RNA from Paramormyrops kingsleyae, 3226 nucleotides. The record is from RefSeq and is a predicted model, not a curated record. Lineage: Eukaryota; Metazoa; Chordata; Actinopteri; Osteoglossiformes; Mormyridae.